This is a messenger RNA of Phymastichus coffea, 1661 nucleotides long. Its product is annotated as glycerophosphodiester phosphodiesterase 1. NCBI's taxonomy places the organism in Eukaryota, Metazoa, Arthropoda, Insecta, Hymenoptera, Eulophidae. The transcript is spliced from 6 exons. The record is from RefSeq and is a predicted model, not a curated record. Bases 236 to 1321 code for a protein of 361 amino acids. Gene Ontology annotation, molecular function: phosphoric diester hydrolase activity. Gene Ontology annotation, biological process: lipid metabolic process.
AAAUGACACAUGCAGUAGUGUAUCAGUAACAGUUUGAACUUUGUACAGGCAAGUGAUAACAAAUAACCCCACUCAAGUGUUUACAUUCAUAUCCUCUUCAUGAUACUUUUAUUGCUCUCUGCUGUCUUUGGAAUGACAGUCUCGAUCGGGUUAUGCAGUUGAUAAGAACUUAUAAAUUUCCAUGAGAAAUUAUUUCUGGAAUUGUUAGUUAGUUAAGUAGCACAAAUUUACAGAAAUGGUGAACUAUGUGGAAUUGAUACAAAGCAGUAUUUUAUUAUGGCUCUACUUACAAACAGCCUGGGUUUUCUUCAUUAAUUUUCUAUACUUUACUAUACCAUGGCUUAUAUGGGGGGCUAUUAUUAUUUUCUUCGUUAUGAGAUUUGGAAUCAGAGUUCCUCCUCCUAAUGAUAGUGCUGUGAAGAAGGUACUUGGAGUUAAUCCAAUGGAUAUUGAAGAAAAGCAUGAUUUCAUUUUAAGCAAAGAAGAACCUGAAGAAAAUAAACAGUAUUGUAUGAAAGUUGUAGCACAUAGAGGAGGGGGAUUUGAUUAUCCUGAAAAUAGUAUGUCUGCUUUCCGUAAUAGCUAUAACAGAGGCUGUGAUGCAAUCGAAUUUGAUUUGGCUAUGACAAAAGACAAUAUUCCUAUUUUAUUUCAUGAUGUAACUAUUGAUAGACUAACUGGACUGAAUGGCAAAAUCAAAGACAUGACAUGGAACGAAUUAAAGGAUUAUGAUAUUUCAACAACUCAUCCUCUUCGACCUAUGUUCAAUAAUGAAAGUGAAAAAAUUGCAUUAUUUGAAGAGGUAUUAGUAGAAACAUUGAAAAGAAGUCAACGUAUGUUUAUUGACAUUAAAGCAACAGGCAAUGAAGUAGUCGAAGUAGUUUUAGAUGCAUAUAAAAGACACCCACAACUUUAUGAAAAGGCUGUCAUAACAAGUUUUAAUCCUAUCACUAUUUAUAUGAUAAGAAGACAAAAUCCUCGUAUUGUAGCAGGUAUGGCAUGGAGACCUCAAUUUUUGACCAUGAUAAACUAUAACGGAAAUAAAGGACCACACAAACCUCGUUUUAGAAAUAUUUUCAAACACAUUCUUGCUAUGAUAGUGGAUGGUUUUCACGAUUGGGCCUUAGGAAGAAUAACUUAUUAUAUCCUUGGAUUAUCUUUCAUAUUACUACAAAAAGAUGUCAUCAGUCCUGAUGUAAUACGAGAAUGGAAUGAAAGAAAUGUUCGAGUUAUUGCUUGGACAGUCAAUUUACCAACAGAAAAAGUACAUUUUACAAAAAAUCUAAAAAUUACAUAUUUGACUGACACUUUGUUAUCUUAAAAAGAUAAGAUUGCAUUAUAUAAAAUAAUGAAGCUGCCGAACAAUUCUUGUGCAUAAAGAACAAAUAUUUAAAGCUAUUUAUAUUGCCCAGUAUCUUUUACAAAGCUUUUAUAAUCAAUAUUUGACAUUCAAUGUAAAAAUAUAUUAGUCAGUAUUUUAUAAGAAACAUAAUAACACUGAGAACUUGAAUCAUCUACCAAAUUUUCAUAAAAAUAGGAGAAAAGAAACAAUCUUUGAACUAACAAUAGUAAAUCUUAUUUCGAAAAAAUGUAAAUAUAUACAAAUUUUUAUAUAGAAUAUGAGAUUAUCAUUUUAUUAAUAGUUUUAGUUGCAAAUACAU